Messenger RNA from Hemicordylus capensis (graceful crag lizard), 2507 nucleotides. It is a transcript of the gene CALR, whose product is annotated as calreticulin. Gene Ontology annotation, cellular component: endoplasmic reticulum; endoplasmic reticulum membrane. Gene Ontology annotation, molecular function: calcium ion binding. The coding region runs from base 16 to 1602 and encodes 528 amino acids. Gene Ontology annotation, biological process: protein folding. Lineage: Eukaryota; Metazoa; Chordata; Lepidosauria; Squamata; Cordylidae. The transcript has 9 exons. The record is from RefSeq and is a predicted model, not a curated record.
GUGCAAAAAGAAACGAUGACGCAUACACGGCGGAGGGGAGGGGGCGUCUCCCCCGAACGCGUGGUCGUGCCUCAUUGGACGGACCCGGCAACCAAUGGGAGGCAGCCAUCUGGGACGCCAACGUUCGGGGGCGCUGCCCAAACCGCCGUUCUGCUGUCGGGCCAAUGGCGUUGGCCGUCCGGAUCGGUGAGAGCAAUCGGAGCUCAGCAAGGGCGGGCCGUCGACCGAGCCUGUUAUAAAAGAGUGGCGAACGCGCCUCGCCGGCUGCAGUUGUUCGGUCGUCGCUGUCAAGGUGGGAAGAGAAGGUUGGCUUUCUUAAAGGGCCAGGCGCCUCCGAUCACCCGAAAAAAAAUGGGUCCCUUCUUAGCUUUCUGUUCUUUGCUGGCUCUAGUAUCGGCUGGGCCUACACAAUACUUCAGGGAGGAGUUCGGGAACGGAGAUGCCUGGACAAGUCGUUGGGUAGAGUCGAAGCACAAAUCAGAUUAUGGGAAAUUCAAGCUUUCUGCUGGCAAAUUCUAUGGAGAUGCAGAGAAAGACAAAGGACUUCAGACAAGCCAGGAUGCUCGUUUCUAUGCUAUCUCUGCCAGCUUUGACCCCUUCAGCAACAAAGACAAAACUCUGGUGGUGCAGUUCACAGUGAAACAUGAGCAAAACAUUGACUGUGGAGGUGGUUAUGUGAAGCUUUUCCCUUCUAGUGUGAACCAAGAGGACAUGCAUGGUGAUUCUGAAUAUAACAUCAUGUUUGGUCCUGACAUCUGUGGCCCAGGUACCAAGAAAGUUCAUGUGAUCUUCAACUACAAAGGCAAAAAUGUCUUGAUCAACAAGGACAUUCGUUGUAAAGAUGAUGAGUUCAGUCAUCUCUAUACCCUCAUUGUUCGACCUGACAAUACUUAUGAGGUAAAGAUUGACAACAACAAAGUGGAGUCUGGUAGCUUGGAAGAUGACUGGGACUUCCUGCCCCCCAAGAAAAUUAAGGAUCCAGAUGCAAAGAAACCAGAUGACUGGGAUGAAAGGGCUAAGAUAGAUGAUCCAGAAGACACAAAACCAGAGGACUGGGAUAAACCAGAGCAUAUUCCUGAUCCUGAUGCCAAGAAGCCCGAGGACUGGGAUGAAGAAAUGGAUGGAGAGUGGGAACCACCAGUAAUCCAGAAUCCAGAGUACAAGGGAGAAUGGAAACCUCGUCAGAUUGACAACCCCAACUACAAAGGAAAAUGGAUUCAUCCUGAGAUAGAUAAUCCUGAGUACACCCCUGAACCCAGCUUGUAUGCUUACGAUGACUUUGGUGUCAUUGGCUUGGACUUGUGGCAGGUCAAGUCUGGCACAAUUUUUGACAACUUCCUGAUCACUGACGACGAGAAACUUGCUGAAGAAAUUGGCAAUGAAACCUGGGGGGCCACUAAGGAUGCAGAAAAGAAAAUGAAGGAGCAGCAGGAUGAGGAACUGCGAAAGAAGCAGGAAGAGGAAGACAAGAAGAAGAAAGAAGAGGAAGGAGAAGAUGAACCUGAGGGUGAAGAUAAUGAGGAGGAUGAAGAAGAGGAGGAUGAGGAGGAAGAAAAGGAUGAGGAUGAGGAAACAGAGGGCCCACUGAAGGAUGAGCUGUGAUUAGGAGGGUUGUUGGGUAUGCUUGUUGGCUGAGCCUCACCCUGGGCCUGUACCAUGCAGUUGCUUGGUUGAACUCAACUAAGGAGAGGGGAUAACAGUAAUGUCUCUAUGAGACACAAGAACUUUCUUUUUUAUUGGUGUGUGUGUGUUUGUCUUAAACCCCUUCCCAAAUACCAUCAACUAUUCAUGUGUGUAGAAGGAAACUAGAACCUGCAUCUUAGGACGGCUGUAACUGUAAGAAUACAACUCUCUUUGAAAUGGGGAUUAUACCAUUUGACCCUGCAUUUUAAAUCUGGCUAUUACUUCACUGAAAGUUACUGCCUCCAGAAGUGGAUGCCUAAAAAGCAGAAAUCCUCUGUCCUCCCUGAGCUUGCUCCAUCCCUUUCUGCUCAUCCUUUUUAAGGUGCAGGGAGCUUUAAAUGGGAGGGAGGGAAGAGACAGAUACUCCAUGCCUCAGAGAAAUGAAUCAGAACAGUAUUGUACCAUGUGUAGGCCAAUGAUGUGGAGAUCUUCUCCUGAAUACAGGCAGUAGCAACAGUCCUUCUUGCUGCUGUGCCCAUAGACAAAUCAGUGUGCUGUUUUUAAGCACCAAGUGUAAUGAGCAAGCAAACUUAAAAAAAAAAAAAACCCUGCUCUCAUAGCAGCCUGAGAUAGGGGAAGGAGGAUAGAUGGAUGGGUGUCACUCAGAGCUACAGCUAGAGGAUUGGUGUACUAGAUAAGAUACAUUUCUGCUUUGGGUGUUUAAAAGAUCCCUCUCGAGCCAAGGAGCUAGAAAUGGAAGGACUUCUGGAGGUAGCUUAACACCGGAGGGUUGGGGGGGGGGGUGUCAUCUCACUUGCUCACACUUGAAUGUAUGGAAGACCGAAGAAAAUUUCUAUUAAAUUAAACUUCAUGUCUGGCCCACA